UUCCCCAACUGGAAUGCCCUCUUCCUUCAUUGGCCGUUACAAAGCCGCCACUCUUUCUGUGUAAUCCUCGUAAGAAAUCCUUUUUACCUUCACGAAAUUCAUGCGCACUACCCCAACCUCGUCAUCUUCCUCGUUUUGUCCCCUUUAAUUUAGUACCAAACGGCAUUACAAUUUAGUUGCAGAACAAUGAAUAUCGCUUCAAGAUUAGAAGAGAAUCGUCCCAUUUCCUCCCCAACCUUAUCCCCCCCGAAAACAUGGUCGGAAAGUUUGGUAAAAUCCACGCUGUCGGAGCUGAAAGUGCAGCGCCCAAUUCUCCUACCAUUGCUCCUCAUGAACUUCACGUGGUUCGCCAAGAUAGCAAUUACGACGGCCUUUCUCGGCCGGCUGGGCGAGCUUGCCUUGAGCGGCGCCACCCUCGGCUUCACCUUCGCAAAUGUCACCGGAUUUUCCGUCCUCAACGGCCUCUCCUACGCCGUCGAGCCGAUUGCCGGCCAGGCGUUUGGCGCCAAGAAUUUCAAGCUGCUUCAUAAGACGCUUGUCAUGGCGGCCUCUUUGCUCCUCUUUAUCUCACUUCCGAUUGCCCUUCUGUGGCUCAAUGUUGAUAAGAUUGUUCUCCACUUUGGACAAGAAUACGAUGUUUCGAUCGUGGCUAAAGAAUAUGUCGUGUUUCUCCUCCCUGAUUUAGUUAUCACGUCGUUCUUGUGCCCUUUGAAGAUUUACUUGACUGCCCAGAAUAUAACCGUCCCAAUCAUGGCCGCCACGGCUUUAGCAGUCGGACUUCACGUGCCGUUAAAUAUGUUUCUGUCAAACGCCAUGGGAGUCCAAGGAGUUUCCAUUGGGUUUUGGGUGACAGACUUGAUGAUUUUGGUGAUGCUUUGUGUAUAUGUUGUGAUAGAAGAAAAUAGGAAAGGUGGGAAGUGGAAAGAGGGAGGGUGGUGGGAGCAAAGCGGCGGCGAUUGGGUGAGUCUGAUUAAACUCGCCGGGCCGUGCUGCCUUACAACUUGCCUAGAAUGGUGGUGCUACGAGAUUUUAGUGCUUCUCACCGGAAACCUCCCCAACGCGAAGGAGGCGUUGGGGGUAAUCGCCAUUGUUCUCAACUUCGAUUACUUGUUGUUCUCCGUUAUGCAAUCACUGGCCACGUGCGCGUCCGUGCGCGUCUCCAACGAGCUCGGCGCCAACGCCGCCGCGCCGGCGAGGACCUCCGCGCGUGUCUCGCUGGGCUUGGCAGCCGUCUCCGGCGUCCUCGGCGGCGCGUGCAUGGCGGGCGCGAGAGGGUUCUGGGGAGCUCUGUUCACGCGCGAGAAAGGGAUCAUUUCGGGAGUGAAAAAGAUGAUGCUUAUAGUGGCGGUUAUGGAGGUGGUUAACUUUCCGGUGGUGGUUUCCGGCGGAAUUGUCCGGGGAACGGCGAGGCCGUGGCUGGGAACAUACGCCAGCGUUUGCGGAUUCUACCUGCUGGCGUUGCCGUUGGGCGUGAUUUUGGCUUUUAAGGUUCAUCUCGGACUCGCCGGAUUGUUGACCGGUUUCGUCGCCGGAGUUGCAGUUUGCUUGGUGGUUUUGCUGGCGUUUAUUGCUAGGAUCAAUUGGGAUGAAGAAUCAAGAAAAGCACAAAUUCUUGCAUCUUGCGCCAUUGACGAGGCUACCAACAAUGAUGAUCAGUAGAGUUUUAGAAAAUUUAGUCUCACUUUUAUUUUAAUUGGAAAGUUUAAUCUUAUGCUUAAUUGACAUUGUUUGUCUGAUUUGUCAAUUUCAAUGAAAUCUCAACAGUCGAUCAUUAUAUCGUGAACCAAGUAGACCAGAUUUCAGAGUACAAAAUUCAUGUUCAUAAUACACAUACAAACACAGUAUAAUAAACAUAAAUUCUGUGUCUUAUGAAA
Messenger RNA from Ipomoea triloba (trilobed morning glory), 1874 nucleotides. RefSeq names its product protein DETOXIFICATION 56-like. The transcript is spliced from 2 exons. Lineage: Eukaryota; Viridiplantae; Streptophyta; Magnoliopsida; Solanales; Convolvulaceae. Gene Ontology annotation, cellular component: membrane. Gene Ontology annotation, molecular function: xenobiotic transmembrane transporter activity; antiporter activity. Gene Ontology annotation, biological process: xenobiotic detoxification by transmembrane export across the plasma membrane. The coding region runs from base 187 to 1659 and encodes 490 amino acids. The record is from RefSeq and is a predicted model, not a curated record.